This is a messenger RNA of Dracunculus medinensis (Guinea worm), 1620 nucleotides long. The record is from the annotation of a GenBank genome assembly. NCBI's taxonomy places the organism in Eukaryota, Metazoa, Nematoda, Chromadorea, Rhabditida, Dracunculidae.
AUGUUUUCACGUGUUACACGACCACGUUUAAUUUCAUCACCGUCAACAUCUAUUCAUGACGAAUUAAGCAUGAAACGUUCGACUGAGAUUCGUUCAACGCAAAUUCAAAAUGAUUCUGCAAUAAAUCGUACAACGACGUGUCGAACAAAUAAUAGUGGUGUGAAUGCGAAUUUGUCGAGUAUAAAUCCAAUUGAGAAGACAUCGAUUAAUUUUUCGAAUAAUUCCUCUAAAAAAAUAAUGGUCGCACCACAACCGAAAUAUUCACAAAAUGAAGAUCAAGUUGUUAGCAAAUGCAUGAAAGAAAGCAAUCGUAACUGUGUGCAACGACGGCAUAGUGGAGGUGCAAUACUAUCAUCUACAAAUGUAAAUAGUUCUCAUAGUGGGGAAAAUUGGUGUUUUCAGGAAAACUCUCUUAAUUUUGUUGAUAGUCGCAAUAACCGAGAUCAAGUGAAAAUCAACGAUGUACGCGUUGCGGUUCUCGAGCAACGAGUUCGUGAACUUGAAGCAGCUAUUAUUAGUGGACAUUCACCGUCGGUUUCUACAUCUACUUCAUUCGUUGUACCAGUUGUCGGAUCUAAAAAUUCACGUGUAAUCCGUUCUCCAAGUGGCCAAUGCGUGAUUUCAGAAAUAUCUCCGACAUCAGUUCAACAUUACGUAAUGCAAGAACUCAAGGAAAAAGAGCAAGAAACAGAAAGAUUACGAUCUCAACUCAAAAAACUUUAUUCAAAAAUGGAACUGCGUCGUGCUCAAUACGACGAUGAGGUGAGUGGAUUCAGAGCCGAAUCUCAAGAAGCACGAUUACAUUUGGCAAAAGUUAAAUUACGAUUAGAUGAAUUGGAAAAUGAAUAUCGUAUCUAUAGAGAAAAAACAAUCGAAACAGAUGCGGCUCGAAAUUCAGCUAUUUCAUCUUCUAUCGAGAAAAUAGCAAUGCAGGAAAAGGAGCUUAAUGCUCUUCGCGCUGAACUGGAAAAAUCUUUGGUUACUGCAAAACAGUUGGAAAAAACAAAAAAGGAUUUAGAACUAUGUGAAUUACAAAAUGAAAUGCUAAGUGCUCAAGUGGAUUCAAAAAAUUCCCUAAUUCAAAAUUUGGAGGAUUCAAUUUUUGCAAUGAAAAUGGAAGCGUCAUGCAUAUUUGAAAGUAGUUCGGCAACUCCGCAAGAUAUAAAUCUUUCUGAUGUUAAACAUUGUGAGCCAAUAAGUACAUCAGCGGGUAUAUCGGAAUCAUCUUCGAAUUAUAAAUUAUCAUCCGAAAUAGUCCAAGAUUUACCGUCAAAUUUGUCUCUUCUUAUUCGUAAACAAUUAAAUACUACAAUGGAGUGUCGCCUUCUCGCAAAAUGCCUAAAAGAUAUGACUUCUAAAGCAAUCAGUGGUGAUUUACCGAGUUUAAAUCGUUUACUAGGAUGCAAAGGUGAUUCGAUGUCAGAAUGCGAAUGCGAUUUAUUAAAUGUAGAUGCUAAUCCAAUCUCUUUGAUUAGUGCUGAACGUUUUAUAGGACGAAUUACGGAUGAUUUAAGUCGUGUAGAAAAAGAUCUUAACGAUUUACGUGAGAAAUUCGUAGAAUAUUAUGAAAAAAAAGUAGCAAAUGAAUUAGAGGAUGAUGAAUCGUGUCGUGUGCAGUGA